GGCCCAUUAGGGUUCACUUCCAUAAUCGGCACCUAUAAACGCUCCUCUCACGCCCACGGCCGCCGCCUUCACCCGCCGCCGCCUCCUCUCGUCAUCUUCGUCCCCUUAGGCUAGGUUAGGCUAGGGUUUCGACGAGCUCGCGGAAAUGGUGGCCUUCAGGUUCCAUCAGUACCAGGUGGUGGGGCGCGCGCUGCCGACGCCCGGCGACGAGCACCCCAAGAUCUACCGCAUGAAGCUUUGGGCCACCAACGAGGUCCGCGCAAAGAGCAAGUUCUGGUAUUUCCUGAGGAAGUUGAAGAAGGUUAAGAAGAGCAACGGCCAGGUCCUUGCCAUCAACGAGAUCUUUGAGCGCAACCCAACGACGAUUAAGAACUACGGCAUCUGGCUGCGCUACCAGAGCAGAACCGGCUACCACAACAUGUACAAGGAGUACCGUGACACAACCCUGAAUGGCGCUGUGGAGCAGAUGUACAAUGAGAUGGCUUCUCGCCACCGUGUGAGGUCCCCCUGCAUCCAGAUCAUCAAGACCGCGACAGUGCACUUCAAGCUGUGCAAGAGGGACAACACCAAGCAGUUCCACAACAGUGAGAUCAAGUUCCCACUCGUGUACCGCAAGGUCAGGCCGCCGACAAGGAAGCUGAAGACCACGUUCAAGGCUUCGAGGCCGAACCUGUUCAUGUGAUUUAGCUGUGGUCAGUGUAUGUGAUCGUAAGAGUCGGAAGUGUUUUGUUUUAAGUUUUGACUUGCUAAGACCUCAGUGGUUUGAUGAUUCAACUCGUUUUGAAACGUGCUUGGUGAACCAUUUGUGCAUCAACGUAUUGCGAGUUGUUCGCACUUGGCACACUAGAAGUGAUAAUGUUGAUCUAUUUGCGAGUUUGAUUUA
Messenger RNA from Sorghum bicolor (sorghum), 883 nucleotides. RefSeq names its product 60S ribosomal protein L18a. Gene Ontology annotation, molecular function: structural constituent of ribosome. Gene Ontology annotation, cellular component: ribosome; cytosolic large ribosomal subunit. Gene Ontology annotation, biological process: translation. Bases 146 to 682 code for a protein of 178 amino acids. NCBI's taxonomy places the organism in Eukaryota, Viridiplantae, Streptophyta, Magnoliopsida, Poales, Poaceae. The transcript has 4 exons. The record is from RefSeq and is a predicted model, not a curated record.